This is a messenger RNA of Culex quinquefasciatus (southern house mosquito), 939 nucleotides long. Its product is annotated as GDP-mannose 4,6 dehydratase. Gene Ontology annotation, molecular function: GDP-mannose 4,6-dehydratase activity. The transcript has 2 exons. Bases 87 to 455 code for a protein of 122 amino acids. The record is from RefSeq and is a predicted model, not a curated record. Gene Ontology annotation, biological process: GDP-mannose metabolic process. Lineage: Eukaryota; Metazoa; Arthropoda; Insecta; Diptera; Culicidae.
UUCGCGGUAAGAUUGCCGAAUCUUCAGGCGUUUGAUGUUUCCAGUGGCCGCAGCGAUCAGAAUCCAUCCAGGACAAGCAGGGCCGGAUGAUUCUACACUACGACGACAUGACCGACAGCAGCUGCCUAGUGAAGAUCAUUUCGGCCGUCCGCCCGACGGAGAUCUACAACCUGGCCGCGCAAAGUCACGUCAAGGUUUCGUUCGACCUGAGCGGAUACACGGCCGAAGUGGACGCCGUGGGGACGCUCCGGCUGCUGGAUGUCAUCCGGACGUGCGGGUUGGAGAAGUCGGUCAAGUUUUACCAGACUAGUUCGUUGGAACUGCACGGGAAGGUCCUCGAGACGCCGCAGAACGAAAAAAAACUCCGUUUAACCACGAAUCGUCUAGGCGCGGGGAAAACUUCGUAUCCCGCAAGAUCACAAGAACGGUGGCGAAGAUCUUCCUCGGUCAGCUGAUCUGACUGGAGCUGGGCAACCUCGACUUCAAACGUGACUGGGGCCACGCCCGGGCGAUCAUCCGUUGGCCGUUGGCUGGAGACGGACGACGACGUCGUGACUAAAUUAAACUCGUUGACACGGUUCCACCGGCCACGGUAAAAUGCAUGGUAAAUCCAUGCCACUGGAAGAGGGUGACCGGUUAAGAACCUGAUCAAGGUCGAUGAAAUUAAGUCCUACGCUUCGAUCCAGAGCUGCCGAUCUCGCAUCGCCAAGGAGGACUCUCCCCAGAUGUAUCAAGCAUGGGUCCCGAUAACACGGUACUCGAUUUGAGUCUGUUGUUACAGAGUAGACGUUUUCGGAAUGGCCGUCUUGAAGCUACCGGAUAAUCAGAACUCCGUCUGGGCCGUCGAGAAACGCGCGGACGUUCGACGCGUUCUUCGUUUUGACCUUCAUGGACGGUGCUGAGCACCGGAGACACAGACAGUGGUGCCGUCCGAGUGAC